AUGACACCAAAGAAGAAAAUCGCCAUUAUAGGCGCCGGUGCUGCUGGCAUGUCAUGCGCCUCGACGCUAGCUAAGCAUCCAGAAUUUGCAGUGACUCUUAUUGACACCGCGGGUUAUACCGGUGGUCAAGCAACUUCAAUUGACUUAGAUGCAUCCAAACAUGGUGCAAGUUGGCUGAACGACGGAGUUCAAGGUGGAUCGCAGAUUUUCCGACAUACGUUUCGAUUCUUUCGUCGCUACGGCUACGAGCCACAGCCGGUCAAGCUUCAAGUAGCAUUCGGAAAGGGGAAGGAUUUCUGGACCAAUGUCUUCCCAAGCCAUCUGGUUGACGAACAUUCAUCGGAAAUCAAGAAGCUUUCCCGAGUCCUAUCAUGCAUCAAAUAUUUGAUGCCCAUUCUCGGAAUCAUGCCUGUCAAGGUAAUUCUGCGCCUAUUCCGCUUCAGCCGUGACUUUAGCAACAAAAUGAUUUUGCCUCUUCUAGCCUUGUUCUUAGGGACAGGGAACCAAACGCCAAACGUAUCGAGUGUCCUACUGGAACGCCUCUUCAAUGAUCCUCAGAUGAAGCUGUGGGAGUAUGACCCUGAUACCCUUUUGCCCAAUCUUCCUACCAUGUAUACAUUUCCAAACCUGAGCAACUUUUAUCGGGACUGGACCAUCGAUCUGCGUGUGAAAGGCGUCGAAGUCAGGUUAAAUUGCCAUCCAAAAAUCAUAGAGCGCGGAAAGAAAGGGGUAGUGCUGCAACUGCAAGAUUAUGAAGAUGGUAAAGCAAAAGGAGACCCGUCAAUUGAAAAGUUCGACGACCUGGUCAUUUGCUGUCCUGCAGAUGAAGCGAAGAGGCUACUUGAUCACCACGCUACAUGGCGUGAAAGAUAUGUGCUGGGAGGGGUUAAGUUUUAUAACGACAUCACCAUAACCCACUCAGACUCAACAUACUUCCAAAAUAUCUUUGAGAUGCAAUAUGGUCCAGAGCUACCGGCGGAGGCAAAUUCUGAAACGCGAAAAGCGCAAAUCGAAUUCGCGGAACAGCAGCCCCUGAGCCAAAAGGAUGGCUGGCUAGGAUUUCGCCCAAUGUAUUUCACACGCUCCUACCAAUCCGACCCCGGCAAAAUAGAGAUGGGCUUCAACUGCAGUCACUACCAACACCAAUUUCGAGAAAACCUGGGCGAGAACAAUCCGCCACCUUCGCAAGACCAACAUGUGUUUCAGACAAUCUUCUUGAAUGACCAGGAAAAGGAUAUAUGGACCUGGAACGACAUUGAUCCAUCAAAGAUAAUAUCUAAAAAAUGGUGGCACCAGUUUGGGCAUAGGUGGCAGCACUAUCUCCGAGUUGUCCCAGGAAUGAUGUUUAUUAAUGGCACCAACCACACAUUAUAUGCCGGGAGUUGGACCAUGGUGAACAUGCAUGAGAUUGCUUGCAUCUCCGGUAUUGCAGCAGCCUAUCAGCUUGGCGCUUCCUACGAACCUUUUGACGAGUUUGCCGAAGAUUUCUUCGCCAAGUACUUGCUGGUGUGUCAUGCGACAAGAUAUAAGAAGGACAAGAGAAAGAAU
Molecule: messenger RNA, 1548 nt
Organism: Penicillium soppii
Lineage: Eukaryota; Fungi; Ascomycota; Eurotiomycetes; Eurotiales; Aspergillaceae
Product: putative flavin-containing amine oxidasedehydrogenase
Exons: 4
Molecular function (GO): oxidoreductase activity
Source: RefSeq, a predicted model, not a curated record